Lycium ferocissimum is the source of this 3485-nucleotide messenger RNA. Its product is annotated as ADP-ribosylation factor GTPase-activating protein AGD3-like. NCBI's taxonomy places the organism in Eukaryota, Viridiplantae, Streptophyta, Magnoliopsida, Solanales, Solanaceae. Bases 497 to 2917 code for a protein of 806 amino acids. The record is from RefSeq and is a predicted model, not a curated record. Gene Ontology annotation, cellular component: cytoplasm. The transcript is spliced from 20 exons. Gene Ontology annotation, molecular function: GTPase activator activity; protein binding.
UAAUUUUGACCGUGAAUUUAGAUAUAUAAUCUAGAUUUUUAAAAUAAAAUUUACAUUCUCCCGAAAUUCGAAAAGCGCUAGUAGAAGGAGACUAAAUUUUAUUAUGGUAUUGUAAGGAAAAUAGGAAAAGAAAAUCAUGGAAUGGACUAAAGAAAGCGAGGCAUGCGCAUGGCGCGCAGUGGACAGUUGAAAUCAUCAUUCUAAAAUUGGGUUUGAUCUUGAAUGCAUUAUUAAUCAAAACCAACCCCCCAAAUGACAAAAGAAAGUGAUUGAUGUUAUGCAUAGUAUUUGAGUGACAGCCAUGAAAUAUCGCACUUUGGUCCCCAUUUGCUUCAUUUUCGUUAAUAUCCCUUAAAACACUAAUCUCACUUCCUACCAUCUUUCCUUCUUUCUCUUCCUAUUUUCUUGAAACCAUUUGAUUUCAAGAUUAUGCAAGCCUGGGAAUCAUGUAUUUGAUUGGUCAGCUAGUAUUGGGUAUAGUGUUUUAGUUGUUAGAAUGAGAGAUAUUGGUUUGGUUCAAAUGCAGGGUGGUAUGAUGUUCGCCAGGCUUGAUGAUUCCCCCAUGUUCCGUCAGCAGAUUCAAGCUUAUGAGGAAGAUGCCGAAACGUUGAGGGAUAAAUGUCUAAAGUUCUAUAAAGGAUGCAGAAAGUACACAGAAGGGCUUGGGGAAGCAUAUGAUAAAGACAUAGCUUUUGCCAGUUCUCUUGAAACCUUUGGAGGAGCGCAUGGUGAUUCUGUUGCUGUUUCAUUUGGAGGCCCUGAUAUGGUAAAAUUUGCUAUCGCUCUGAGAGAAAUUGGAACAUUCAAAGAAGUUCUUCGGUCACAGGUAGAGCAAAUAUUAAAUGAUCGACUACUACAUAUGGCUAGCAUUGAUCAUCAAGUAAAGGAAGCUCGGAAGCGUUUUGACAAAGCUGAUGUAACUUAUGAUCAGGUCCGAGAGAAGUUCCUAUCGUUGAGGAAAAAUACUAGGACGGAUAUAACUUUUGCCAUUGAGGAGGAACUUUAUUAUGCAAGGUCAGCUUUUGAGCAUACCCGCUUUAAUCUGGUUGCAGCUCUUUCUUCUGUUGAGGCCAAAAAGAAGUAUGAAUUCUUGGAAUCUGUUAGCUUGACAAUGGAUGCUCAUCUUCAGUAUUUCAAACAGGGUUAUGAACUGUUGCAUCAGUUGGAGCCUUAUGUCAAUCAGGUCUUGGCCUUUGCACAAAGGGCUAGAGAGAGUUCCACACAUGAGCAGGCAGUUCUCAAUGAAAAGAUGCAAGAGUAUAGGAGGGAAGUUGAUCAAGAAAGCAGGCGGUCAUUAAAUGGUCCUCACAGUUCUUCAACUGCUGACAUCUCACAACAUUCUUCCAGAAGUUCUCAAAAAGUGAUAGAGGCAGUAAUGCAGUCUGCUGCAGAAGGAAAGGUAGAAACUAUAAAACAAGGGUAUCUGUCAAAGCGUUCCUCUAAUUUAAGAGGUGACUGGAAGAGAAGAUUCUUUGUUCUAGAUAGCAGAGGAAUGCUGUACUAUUAUCGAACACAAAAGAGCAGGUCCUCUGGAUCUUCCAAUCCACUCUCUUCACAUAGAAACUCUUCCUCAGAACUGGGAGCAGCGCAUCGGAGUAGUUGGCUUUCUUCUCAUUAUCAUGGAGGUGUACAUGAUGAAAAACCUGUUGCACGUCGCACUGUGAACCUACUGACAUCAACAAUAAAAGCGGAUGCAGAGCAAUCAGAUCUCAGAUUUUGCUUCAGAAUAAUUUCACCAACAAAGAGUUAUACUUUGCAGGCAGAGAGCUCAGCAGAACAAAUGGACUGGAUAGAAAAAAUAACAGGAGUUAUUACCUCGUUGCUGAGUUCCCAGACACCUGAAAGGCAUUUCUCUUUGAGUCCCACUACCAAAAGUAGGUCUAUAGGAAGUCCGACCAGUCAUGAUCAAAGAACAAUUGAAGAGUGCACAUCUGGGAGGGAUUUCAUUGCAAGGAGUUCCAUACGCCAAUCCAAAAGUGCAUCAAACCUCACCAUCAUGAAAAUAGAGAAACAAACUGAUGCACUGAAGAGGAUACCUGGGAAUGAUAAAUGUGCCGAUUGUGGUGCUCCUGAACCAGACUGGGCUUCUUUGAAUCUUGGUAUUCUUAUAUGCAUUGAAUGUUCUGGCAUUCACCGUAACCUUGGUGUACAUGUAUCAAAGGUAAGAUCCUUGGCACUUGAUGUUAAAGUAUGGGAGCCUUCAGUCAUAACCCUAUUCCAGGCACUUGGAAAUGUGUUUGUGAAUUCUAUUUGGGAGGGUUUGUUGCAUCCAAGAAGAACUUUUCAGGCAGAUGAAAUACCAAUGCGGUUUUUGGAGUCCCAUAAACACAAACAGUUCUUUUGCAAACCCAGUGACGAUGACCAUAUUUCAGUGAAGGAGAAGUUUAUCCAUGCAAAGUAUGCAGAAAAAAGUUUUGUUCACAAAGUGGCAGACAGUAGGCACCUGCUUUCUGUGGCACAUCAGUUGUGGGAAGGUGUCCGUAAAAAUGACAAGAAAACUGUAUACCGUCUCAUUGUUGUCUAUCAAGCAGAUGUUAAUGCAGGUUACGGGCAAGCAUCGCUUGGCAGUGAUUGUUCAAGUUCUUUGAAUCCACAAAGUGGAAGUGAAGAUCGUUCCUCUGAUGAAUUUCUUGAUGGCUGUUCCCUGCUUCACCUAGCCUGCCAAACUGCUGAUAUUGGCAUGGUGGAGCUGCUUCUGCAGCAUGGUGCUAACAUAAAUGCUUGUGAUUCGCGUGGUCAGAUCCCGCUGCAUCAUAGUUUUUUAAGAGGAAGAACCGAAAUUGCCAAACUAUUACUUUCAAGGGGGGCCGAUCCACAAGCUGUCGAUAAGGAAGGCAAGACCCCUUUCCACCUUGUCAAGGAAUCAGCCCUCGGUGAUGUGGAGAUUAUUGCCCUCCUGAAAGUUGCAAUAGGAUAGCACCAGCACAAAGAUCACGCUGAGGUAGACCUCUUAGUCGUUAUCCCACUAAGGGUGUUUUAUCUUCAAGAAUGAAGUUUGGAGUUAUAUGGAAGUGCUAGAGCUUGUUCAAUCCUUAGCUUCAUUCUGUCAGAGGAAAUUUUGAAAUAUGCAACCUUAUGAAAUGAAAGAUCCAGAGAAGUGAUGUUUUUUCUCUGCGGAUCUCAAAGGUUAGGAAUUAUAUAUCAAGUAACCACAUGGCUAAGCUAUUUCCGCGUCAUGCAUUGAGCUGCUUCUGUUGUAUUUCUCGUUAUUAAUUUUUUUCUUCUCCCUUUGGGUUCUUUUGUCAUCCAAGCUCUGCAGAUCUUGAAGAGGUAGCCAGUGGAGCAGUUGUACUUGUACUUUGAAUUGAUUGUGAUGGUUUAAACAGAAUAAGCUAGUAUAUUUAGGUGGGAGAAAUUUUGGUAUAGCGGCUUAGUGAUAGGGCUGGAGAAAUUGAUGAGACAUCAUAGAUGAGGCUCUUUGUUAGUGGUUUCAAUUUUAUGAAAGAAUGUUUUAUCAGCAAUAUGCAAUAUAUAGCUUUCUUGUA